AUGGAAACUCAAACUCAAGCCACACCACAGUGCAAACCCACCCCCGUCAGGCACAGCUUGGCGCGGGCGGUGGCGCGGGCGGUUAAGCGGCAGGUACAAGCAGUGCAGAAAGCUAGUGUAUAUGAUGAUGAGGACUAUCUUUUGGCUUUAAUUGUAGGAAAAAGUUAUGACGAUACUCAAAAAUGCAAAGAUACUCUAGAAAAAUACUGUAAUGGACUAAAGGAAGUAGAUGCAAAAUUAGAAAAAGUAGACAAAAAACUAAAAGAUAUCUGCAAUAAUAAAGACAAGAAAUGCAAAGAUUUAAAAACUAAAAUUACAGGAAAAUGUACAACACUUAAAACAGCUUUGGAUACUAUAGUGGCAAAACCAUCGCCAGCAGGCGAUGAAUGCAGAAAGAAUGAACAAGAAUGCCUAUUUUUGGAGGGAGCAUGUUCUAAUGUUCUUACAGAAAAUUGCAACACUUUAAGAAAUAAGUGUUAUCAAAAAAAGCGUGAGGAAGUGGCAGAAAAAGCACUUUUAAGGGCACUUAGUGGAAGUCUUGAAGAUCAAAAUAAAUGUAAAGAGGAACUCAAAAAAGUUUGCUUAGAAUUAAUUGAAGAAAGUGACGAAUUAACAAAAUUAUGUUUUUACCAAGAAGAGACAUGUACCAAUCUACUGCAGUUGAAAGACACUAAUUGCCAGUCUCUUAAAACAGAAAUCGAAGGACUAAAAGAUGAUGAUGAGUCAAAAAAGAAAUGUCAUUUUUUGCUUGAAAAGUGUCACUAUUACAACUUAAGUUGCAAAGGAAAAUAUAGCCCGGGUUGUAAAAAACUAGUAAAAAAAUGUAAAAAUAUUAUUUACACUGCAUCAAAUUUAGAUUUUGAUCCUACAAAACCGGAAACUACAUUGGCAGAAAAAGUGAAUCUAAAAAAUCUCUAUGAAAAAGCAGAAGAAGAAGGGAUUCAUAUUAGAAGACCUCCUAGAAAAGAUGUAACUACACUCUUGGCAUUGUUAAUUCAGCAUCAAAGUGUCUCAAGUAGAAGUGAUAAUAAAGAAAAAUGCAAAGAGGUUCUUAAAGAAAAAUGCAAAGAUUUGAAAGAGCAUAAAAUUUUAAAGGGCUUAUGUGGAGAUAACAAUGAUGCUAAUGCAAAUGGAACCAAAAAAUGUAAUGAAUUAGGUCAAGAAUUAACAGAACAUGCUCGAAUUGUCUCUGAAAAAAUAAUCAAACGUCUUUUUAUAACUCAGCAAAAUAAAAUUGUUACUUGGCAUGAAUUAAAGACAUUUCUUACUGAAAGAGACUGUACAAGAUUAUUAUCAGACUGUUUUUAUUUUAAAGGUCAAGGUCCUCUUGACAAAGAAUGUGAUAACUUAAAAGCAGCGUGUUAUAAAAAAGGACUUGAAUCACAAGCAAAUCAAGCAUUACAAGACAAAAUGAAAGGGAAAUUUCAUGAUACAAAUGAUACAUUGCUUAAUAUUCAAAAGGAGCUAGUAAAGGUAUGUCUGGGUCUGAAAGAAAAAAGCGACCACUUAUUUGUCUUGUGCACGCAACCAAAAGACGGGGCCGUUACAUUAUUAAAUGAUUUAGAUAUGAAGACAAACUUAUUGCAGGAAGAUUUGAAUGAAAAACGAGAUUUUCCUACGAAGAAGGAUUGCAAAGAAUUGCGAAAGAAAUGCGACGAUCUAAAACAAGAUUUUGAGGAACUUGAAUGGCCUUGUCAUACGCUAGAGCAUCAUUGCAAUAGACUAAAUAUUGCAGAAGAAUUGGAAGAGAGGUUCUUGGAAGGAAAGGUGAAGGAUUUGGAUAAGUUCGAUUCAUGUUUAAAAAAUUUGGGAGAACAAUGUCAUGAAUGGAACAGAAAAGGAAGAACACAGUUUGCUCUUGCAUGUGUAGCACAGAAUAUUACUUGCAAAAUUCUUACAAAAAGCGUAAAAUCUAAGUGUAUUAUAUUGAAGGCACGUAUGAAAAAAAGUAAUGUUGUAGAAGCAGCAAAAGGAGAAAAAACAAUGGAAGAAACAUGUGAUUCUUGGGAACCUUAUUGCAGAAAAUUCAUGUCAAGUUGCCAGAAUCUAACGACUGCUGGUGGCGGAGAGUGUGAAAAGCUUAGUGAGGAGUGUAAAUCAUUCACCGAAAAGAAGGAAUUGGAAUUGAAAGUAGUUGAUCAAUUAAAGGGUCAUUUGGUCACAAAAGAAAAAUGUAAGGAUGAACUUGACAAAUACUGCACACAAUGGGCGAAUGCAAGUAAUGGGCUUGAAACUUUGUGCAAAGAAAAUGGUAAAGGGGAUAAUCAAGUUAGGGAAGAGCUUUGCAAGAAAUUAGUAGAACAAGUAAAAAAGCAAUGUUCUGGAUUACAGAAAAAACUUGCAGAGGCCAGUAAAGAGCUGGAAAAGAAAACUAGCGAAUAUGAGGAUAUCAAAAAAAAAGCAGAAGAUGCAAUGAAAAAAGCAAGUCUUGUUUUAUCAAAAGAAAAAGUAGAAAACAAUAAAUCGGAAAACGAAGUUGUGCCUAGUGCACCAGCCGUACCUAGUGGAAAAGAUACAAAACCGUUUAGACUUAUAAGAAGAGAUGCAACAGUGAAAGUAACAGAAGACGAAGCAAAAGCAUUUGAUUUGGUAGCACAAGCAUUUGGACUCUAUGUAGAAUUGAGAGAGAUAUGCCAUGAUUUACUAAAGGGAUGUGGAUUUAAAAAAGAGUGUGACUGUGUCAAUCCAUGCGAAACAAUAGAGAGUAAAUGUCAUGGAUUGAAACCACUGGAAGUGAAACCAUACGAAGCAACAACUAAAAACGUAACAACAACAACCACAACUACAACGACGACAACAACAACCGUUACAGAUCCAAAAGCAACAGACUGCCAAACUCUGCAAACGACAGACACAUGGGUCACAAAGACAUCGACCCAUACUAGCACUUCUACGACUACUUCCACAGUCACAUCAAGAAUAACGUUGACUUCGACGAGGCGGUGUAAGCCUACGAAGUGCACGACAGGAGAGGGGGAUGAAGCAGGUGAGGUGAAGCCAAGUGAGGGGCUGAGGAUGAGUGGGUGGAAUGUGAUGAGGGGGGUGUUAUUAGCAAUGAUGAUUUCAUUCAUGAUUUAA
Molecule: messenger RNA, 3078 nt
Organism: Pneumocystis jirovecii RU7
Lineage: Eukaryota; Fungi; Ascomycota; Pneumocystomycetes; Pneumocystales; Pneumocystaceae
Exons: 1
Coding region: 1-3078 (1025 amino acids)
Source: RefSeq, a predicted model, not a curated record